AUGCUGUCAUUGGGGGUGGAAUCUCUCCUUGAUUCUUCUGCUGCAGUAGGGGAAUUGUACACUGGACUGCCCGAGAGCCUCUCCACCGAACUUAUGGCGGUGUCGGAGCCUAGCGUUGGAUUAGAUGCCAAAUCUGAUGUGUCGGCGCCGCUGCUAGUGCGCGGUGACGGGCCGUCAGCUGGGCAUCGCCGGACUUGGGGAGUAGAGACCUUUUGCCAGAAGACAGAGGGAUUGGGUGAUAUGCUCAAGGUGAUUUCUCAUGGGCCAGCGGAACUUCUUACACGAAAGGCUGGAGACCUUGAAGAGGAUGAAAAUAAUGAAAAAAGAAACUUCAGGAAAUUAGACUGUUCUAGUGAUGGAUACCAGAAAGAAGACAAAGAGGCACAAGAUGCUGAGGAGGAUCGUGCUGAAUGCUGUGCUUUAACUCCCGGGGAAAGCUGGUCGAAACAAGGGGACCCUCACUUAGACCAGCAUGAGGUGAAGUCUUUGAGAACCUGUCUCACUGAAACAGCGGGAUCUCUGAAGAACACAGAAGAACACCAAGCAAAUGUUCAGGUGACAGCUGAAACUCUGCCAAAGCUCGCUGAAGAAGUACAAGGUAUGAAGGCUGAUGGGCCUAGGAUAUUUAGUAAAGCAGGAAACAGGAAUGACAGAGUGAGUAAAGGUCUUCCACCUGAGAGCAGUGAAUGCACAGACGUAAACACAGUCAUGGCCAGAGCUGGGGUUUCAGAAACCAGCAUGUUAGAUUUUUUAAAGCCUUUAAAAGUCACGGACAUUGAAUCAGCCACAGAGCAUCCACAAGAAACAAAUGACUAUGCUGGGUUGAAAACCCAGGCUGCCAUGCCAUUGAGAACAGGGGGUAAUGCUGUAUCUGUUCUGGAGUCUAGAGAAGAAAAGUUACUCGGACGAAAUCAUGUUAAUGAAUUCGGUGUAUCACUUGCUAAUUGCCAGAUUUAUCAGCAGGAUGAAGAAAGCAGUGCUCAUGACUUAUGUACUGGUCCAGUAUCUAAACAUAAUGAACUUCAUAGGUUGUCAUCAGUAGAAAGCUGUAGAAUACUCUCCACAACAAGUUCUGAAGUUUUAUGUUCUGUUCUGAACAGCAUCUGUUACCUGGACUUAAGAGAUAUGCCAUUAGAAAACAAUAGUACUGCAGUCCAUGGAAUUACCAGUGAACCCCCAAAAAAGUAUCUUCCCCAAAACACUGGAAGUCAGACUCAUUAUGAUCAUGGAACUGGGUUUGUAGAAUAUCAAACCUCCACAUCCGUACCAGUAGAGCCGGUCUCAGAGGUGAGGAGUGAAGGAUUAUCUAGUGCUAAAAUUGAUCACAGGGAAGUAAGUGCUAGUAUAGGUGAAUCACACAGCUCUGAAUUUGAAGAGGCUGCUGAAGUCCGGAGGAAAAUUGCUGUGGGACAUAGCGUUGAAGUUGGUAGCUGGCCUGAAGCUCAAGCGAGCACUAAUCCUGAGCAUUGUCAUUCUUCAGUUUGUAGUCGUGUUGCUUCAUCUCCUGAGGAGUUCUCAAAAGAAAAAUUCAAAAUGGUCCCAUCAGAAGGUGAUAAGUUGAAAAAGGACCAGUGGCGAUUUUCUGCCAGUGAUCUGUGCAAGGAUGAGAUAGAAGAAAAUAGUCCGUUGAUAGAAACCAGCAACACUGCUUCCCAUGAAACUGGACAGACAGACCUACGCUUUUAUAAUACCUCCAGUGAAAUUUCUCUGCCCAGUAGCUACAGCAGUCUGGAUCUUAGUACCAAGCUAGAAGAUUCAUCUGAAGCACAACUGCUUGAAAAGGAAUCUGAGAGUAAUACCGCAUCAGAAGAGUUGGCUGGCACUUUAGUUGAAGUUACAGAAGCGAACAGUAAUGACAGCUUGUCCACUGGCAAAGAAACUAAUUUGAGUUAUACAGUAAAUGUACCUCUAUCUCCUGUUGCACAAAAAUCAAGAGAACCUCAUCGUAACGAGUGUCCUCCUUGUACUGCUAAUGAGGUUUCAAGCGGGGACAAGGUUCGGGAUGAUCUGUCUGGAAGAGAAUCCAUUGGUGCUUCUGGAACAACAGAGGAGCAAGUCGCUGAAAUUGUGCUUUAUAAAGACAAAUUCCAGUCUUCAGUAAGUUCCAGGACUUUUGAUAACCCAAAUAUGGCAAACCAAAUUUCCCAAAAGAACCUGAAGUCUUCAGUGGGAAACACAGAGACAGUGGUCACUGGUGUAGAAAAUGAACAUAGCGACACAGGGAAUUGUAAUACUCGGAGUGUAAAAGACCAACGUACAGCUGCCAGUACUUCAUGUAGUUUAUCAGGUGGUACACGUGGAGAUGCUGUUCUCCCGAACAGUCAUUCUUUUAACGUUGAGGUUGAUGAGAAGAUUGAAGAAAAUGGUAAUUUGGAAGGAGAAGCUUCAGCUGGACAUAAUAGGGAAAAGGCGAUCAUCUUUCCAGAAGCACACUUCCCUUUGGUAUGUGGAUCUCUUCCUUGUCAAGGUGACUGGGGCAAGAGAGGUGUAGAUCUGCAUGGGAUAAAUGACAUUUCCGCAGCAGAAAACAUGCUUUCCUCAGCUUAUACUGCAGAGAAGCCUACUGCUACCUUGGUGAGAGAAGAAAUUUCAAGUAAGAAUAUGGAGGUUGUGAAACAAUUUGAUGGCAGUGAGAUUGAUUGUGACAGAGAUGAGGCAAAAGAAGAAACCAGCAUGUGUGCUCUCCAGGCAGAUGCAUUUGAUAAAACAAGACCUGUGGAUUCUCCAAAGACUCCUGAAGGCAAUCAGAGAAAUAAGACUUGCAAACAGCUGUUGGUCAGAUAUUUGAAUAAAAACCCCUGUGUCUAUAAUUUUGGAUUUUGCCACUUUCCAUUAGGCCCAAAGAAGAGAGGACUAGGGACAUACAAGAAUAAAGAAGCGUUGUCACUGGCAGCCGACUCCUCUGAGUAUAACGCUUCCUUCUGUGAUUCAAGUCCAUUACUCAGCAACCUGGAUAUUCAAACACAAUGUGCCGGCCAAACAGAAAAGACCCUUUGUCCAAUGGGCAAACAAUAUCUUGCCUGUCAGAGUGCGUUUGAUGGCGCAGUUACAGGCAGCAAGCAACAUUUAGAAAGUUUAAACAAAAAAACGAAUGCUGUCUUACGAACUAACGCUACUCCUGGGGAAGAAUGCAAAAUAUCAAUUGGCUCUGAUCAAAGUGAAGAGAUAAUGAUAAAAACAAGUGACGACCUGCCUCUGUUAGUGCAUAAAUGUGCAAGAGAAGACAAUUUUCAAGGAACUCUAACAGAUAAUGUAGUGGAUUUGGACUCUUUGGGCGGUGUGAGAAAUGAAGGCUGCUCAGGAGACGUGGGCUUCAUUGGUGAUCUAACUGAGAAGACACUCGAUCUAAAAGGACCCAAGAGUGGAUGUGAAAGAGAAAAUAAAGGCACUUGUGAAGAAAGCUUUUCUGAUAGCAAGUCGCAUUGCUCACACAUGCUACCUGUAAGAGAGAUGGAUGUGACCUUGCCAAAACGUACUCACAGUGGAAAGAAGUUUAAAAAUAUGUGUGUGCAAGAGAGGAUGGGAAGAGAAGUAGCCCCUAGAAGAAAGUUGCCCGUAGAUUCUUUUUUUGAUGGAGGAGAUUGUCUAUGGGCCUCGUUAGAAGAUUCAAGAGAGGCUGGUAGCAAAAUAGUCCCUCUCAGGACUGAGAACUAUGAAAAGGUUUUGGAAGAAAUCCCAAGAUCUAAUGUAAAUCAUCUUUCCAAAGAAAGAAAAAAUGCUACAAAGCUCACAAACUUAGCAGGUACCCCUCUGCUUUCAGAAACUGUGCAUGGUUGUCAAGCUGAAGAUGCAUCUGACGCAGAAACUUCACCAAAACUGCAGUAUAAUACAACACCCAUGUUUUGUCCGUAUAUGAAUAUACCAUCAAACAGUUGCAAAGAAUCAUCCCCCAACCACGUGGUUUGCAGUGAAGUAUGUGUGCCUUACAAAUUCAAUGCACAGAGUGAAGAUCAUGUCAAGGAGAUUGCAGAAGUCCAGGACACUAUACCAAGUCAUUCAGUUUGCAAGGAAAAAGAGACUUUAGGUUCAGAGAGACUUGAUCAAAUAGAGAAAUGUCAGGUACUUAAACAAAAGAAUUAUGAGAAGAUGGAAGUAUGUCUGUCAGACAAGGCACAACGAGAACAGAAGUCAGAAUACCAGGAGAAAGCAAAACUCAUGCUGCAACCAAGUAUGUUGCACAGUUCUGAGCUCUGGCGCAGCUCUUCAAAUGAGUUGGUGACAUCAAAGAAUCUGAAGUUUGAAGGUCCUUCAGAGAAGAUUUUUGCUGUCAGAAGCAGUGAAAAUAAGCUAUGUAGCACUUUACAAGAAGUCAAAAGGCCAAAGAUUACUGCAGGUAUUAGCUCACAGUUUUUGAAGACUCAGGAUUCAGAAAUGGAAAACCUGAACCUUAACUUAGGGUAUGAUGGAAUCCCUGGUGCCUUUGGAACUACAAAUAAAUUAAGAGGACUUCUUCCAUUAAAAAGACAGCCUGGAAGGAUGUGCAAAAAAGUUCCCACAUCAUAUCAGCUGAAAACAGUAAGAAAAAUCAAAAAAAUUAAAAGUUCGCCUUUUGUUGAGAAUCCCCCAGAAAUAUUCCCUAAAGAGGAAAACACACUUCUCAAAUCUUUUUACUUUCCACAUAAACCACCGACGGUGGAGCCGGAACCAGCCAUGCCAUCUGUGCAUAUGCCAAGGCAGAGGGCCAAGGGGUGCAGUUUGUUGAACAGCUUGAAAUUUAGAAAAUGUACCAAAGAAACAGCGUUGUUGAGCAGGCUGUCUGCAAUGGCUAGCAAACUCCUGGCACCUGCCAAAAGCAUCCAUAGCUCAAAACCUCUGCCAUAUUCUUCUGAAAUUCUUCCAGUGGCUGAGAGGUACAGCCAGCGCAGAUCUAAAAAUCUCUUGGAAGCCUUUUCUUGCAUUAACAGAAACUUACACUCACGCUGGGCUGACAGUUGGUGCACCAAGAUGUUCAGCUUUCAGUCUUUGGCACUUUAUCCUGUGGAAUCUACCAAAAUACUUUUUUCAGACUUGAGCCACAAGCCUCCAACCCCCUUCCUGGAUACGGCAGUUCUCCCGAUUUCUUUUCACAUAGAAUUGGACUCCAGUCCUGUGACAGACCUCACAGGGAUUACAUCCCAGCGCUCUGUACAUCCCAGGCCAGUUCGGGGAGAAAUGCCAGCACCGCCUACAAAGUGGACUUUCUCUUUUCUCCUGUCUCAGAGCUUUUCAGAUAAAACAGCUUUCAAGGAAGAUUCCAGUCUAGAUAAUGAGCUGCAUUCUUCUUUCUCUGUAACAACCCCAAGGGCUGCUGCCCUUCAUCCUGACCGUGGAAGAAGUGCUGUAGCUGAAAGAAGAGGAGGUUGUUCCAUGCUUGGCCUUCACACAGUGUUAGCACUUUCUUCCCCUGGAUGUUACAGGAUUUGGACGAGAAGAAGAAACGUAACCAGUCAUAUUCCUACCAUCCAGAGACUGUUUAUAUCACAAUUCGCACAGGGUUUGAAGGGGGCAAGGUAUCCAGCUUCUGUAUCAGAUGACCUCGUCUCUUCAUUGCCAUACUCACUGGGCAGGGUACUGUCCAUAUGGAGUCAGCACGGUCCUUCUGCCCGUCCCUCCGAAAUCACUCCUCUCCAUUCCAGUCACUGCAAGUGGCAGCCAAGUGUGGGCAUCGAGAACAGCUAUGCUGUGUCACCAUACCUACCUAUACAGAGUAUGGAAGCACUACAGACGGCAGGUCAUGAGAUACGUCUGGAAACUUCAUUCCCUCUUCCGUUACCAAAGCCUUGCUCACUUCCAGAAUCAUUGCCAUCUCCCCCCAGGCUUUCAGCAUCAGAACUCCAGGUCCACGCCCUUGAUGAAGCUGAUGCUUCCGUUCCAGCCUGUCUUAGGUCCCAAGAUGACCCAGAAGUGAAAAAAAUCGAGCCAGAAAAGAGGCCAAAGAAAGUUUCACAGAUCCGAAUCAGGAAAACUGUUCCGAAGCCGGACCCUAACCUUACUCCAAUGGGACUACCCAAACCAAAAAGGCUUAAGAAGAAAGAAUUUAGUUUAGAAGAAAUUUACACAAACAAGAACUAUAAGUCCCCUCCUCCAGCCAGGAGCUUGGAAACAAUCUUUGAAGAGCCCAAGGAGAAGAAUGGACGCUUGAUCUCUGUCAGCCAGCAGAAGCGAAAGCGGAUUCUAGAGUUUCAGGACUUUACUCUUCCCCGGAAAAGGAAGACACGAAGCAAAAUCAAAGUAGUGGGUAGUUUCACUCGAGCAAAAACAGCUGCACUACAGAGUACAGAGUUAGAUGCUCUUCUGAGUCAGAAGCUAAUGGACCUUGAAGCCUUCUUUGCAAACGAGGCUGAGCAGGAGCAGGCCUUUAGCAUGUGAGGGAGCCAUUUAGCUAAAAAUGGUCCAGUUGGCUCCUUUAGUCCUGUUGGGAGGAAUCUACUGACUUCAUCAGUUACACUACCACUCUGUUCUGAUAGCUGACGAUCAGUUUUUGGCUGUCGCCCUCUUUAAGGUGCU
This is a messenger RNA of Eurypyga helias (sunbittern), 6486 nucleotides long. RefSeq lists its product as uncharacterized. The record is from RefSeq and is a predicted model, not a curated record. NCBI's taxonomy places the organism in Eukaryota, Metazoa, Chordata, Aves, Eurypygiformes, Eurypygidae. The coding region runs from base 1 to 6348 and encodes 2115 amino acids. The transcript is spliced from 9 exons.